AUGCUGUCUCUCAAACCGCUCCCGCUGAGUCACAACCCUUCAUUCCUCCAUUCCUUAACCCCAUUCACUCCUCCGCCUUUCCCCAGAACCCAAACCCUAAAACCCUCUAAGCACGCCUCGCCGCCGUCGGCGAUUCAGUCGGCACUCCAGUGGAACAGGAAGCCCGAGCUAGCCGGCGAGACCCCGCGCGUGGUCGUCAUCACCUCCGGGAAGGGUGGCGUCGGGAAGACAACCACCACCGCCAACAUCGGCAUCUCCCUCGCCCGUCUAGGGUUUUCCGUCGUCGCCGUCGACUGCGACGUCGGCCUCCGCAAUCUCGACCUCCUCCUGGGCCUUGAGAAUCGCGUCAAUUACACGUUAGUUGAGGUCCUCAACGGCGACUGCCGACUGGACCAAGCCCUGGUCCGCGACAAGCGCUGGUCCAAUUUCGAGCUCCUCUGCAUUUCCAAGCCUCGAUCGAAGCUCCCGCUCGGAUUCGGAGGCAAAGCCCUGGUAUGGCUCGUCGACUCCCUCAAACAAAGACCAGAAGGCUGCCCGCAAUUCAUCCUCAUCGACUGUCCCGCCGGAAUUGACGCCGGGUUCAUCACGGCCAUCACACCAGCAAACGAGGCCGUGCUGGUGACGACUCCGGACAUCACCAGCCUGCGCGAUGCCGAUCGGGUGACCGGAUUGCUUGAGUGCGAUGGGAUUAGGGAUAUAAAGAUGAUUGUGAACAGGGUCAGGACUGAUAUGAUAAAGGGAGAAGAUAUGAUGUCUGUUCUGGACGUUCAGGAAAUGUUGGGGUUGGCAUUGCUAGGAGCCAUACCAGAGGAUUUGGAGGUGAUCAGGAGUACGAAUCGUGGGUACCCUCUGGUGUUGAACAAGCCCCCAACUUUGGCGGGAUUGGCAUUCGAGCAGGCGGCUUGGAGGCUUGUUGAACAGGAUAGUAUGCAGGCUGUCUUGGUUGAGGAAGAGCCCAAGAGAAGAGGGUUGUUCUCUUUCUUUGGUGGGUAG
Molecule: messenger RNA, 993 nt
Organism: Linum tenue
Lineage: Eukaryota; Viridiplantae; Streptophyta; Magnoliopsida; Malpighiales; Linaceae
Source: the annotation of a GenBank genome assembly